Trichobilharzia szidati is the source of this 3165-nucleotide messenger RNA. NCBI's taxonomy places the organism in Eukaryota, Metazoa, Platyhelminthes, Trematoda, Strigeidida, Schistosomatidae. The record is from the annotation of a GenBank genome assembly.
AUGUCACACUACCGUGGAAGCAUAAAGGAUGAUGGGUGGUCGGAACAUGGUGGAUACAUGCGUGCUAAGAAACUGAAGUUGGAAAAACAAUUCAACGAACAAGAAGUAUCUGGUCCUUCAAUUUUCGGUGGUGUAUCUAUUUAUGUGAACGGCUAUACAGACCCAUCAGCUUCAACCUUACGUGAUUUAAUAACACGUCAUGGAGGUCGUUACCAGGCAUACUACAGUCGAUCAGCUGUCACCCAUGUGAUCGCCAGUCGUCUGCCUUAUGGGAAAAUAAAUAGAUUGUCAGAUGAGAAGAUUGUUACUGCGAAUUGGAUUACUGAAAGUAUUGAAGCUGGCAAACUCUUACCGUGGCAAAGUUACCAGUUAUAUCCAGCUCAUCGUUCUGGACCUGGUCAAAAAACUUUAAAAAUUGUGUCUAACGAUCGUGCUGACGAUAAAGGCUCAGAACAAGUGGUGACAACUUCACAUGGUCGUGUGGAAACAGAGGAUAAUCCGAAUGAUAAUAUAAAUCAGCAAUCGGCAUCAUGUAGCACGCACCGAUCACCCCAUAUAUCAGCUUGUAAACCAGUUCGUAUUCAACAGAUGCGAGUAGAUGAUUUUUUGCCUUCAGGUAAAGUGCAAAAAACAGAUUCUGACAAUAAUUCGAAUACCAAAACUACAUAUUCUCCAAUAAAAUCCCAGUUAACUUUGAAGAAACUACUCUAUAAUCCACUAACUGAUGAUACGCAUACCCCUGGUCUUGUUCAAGAUGAGGUGCAUUCAUAUAACACUGCUGAAACAUCAACAGCACAGGCAUCAUCAUUUAAGUCUUCAUUAGCAACAUUCUACUCACGUUCACGCUUACAUCAUCUUUCUUCUUGGGCAAAAGAUAUGAAUAAUUUAGUCAAGAAAAUACGUGAAAAUGUUGAUCAUAUUUGUGACUUGGGUAUAGAAUGGCACAAUCAAGUUGUAAAUGAUUUGUCUCAGUCGACCAGUGAUUCAAAAGUUAUUGAAUUACGUGCACGGCAUUUUGGCUCUAAUGAUCCCAAUUCCUGUCCAUCAUCAUUACCAAAAAAACCUCGAAUCAUAUUUCAUAUCGAUAUGGAUUGUUUCUUUGUAUCAGUCGCCCUUCGAAACAGACAAGAACUUAAAGACAAACCGGUAGUAAUUACACAUGCUAAGGGCUCUUGUAAGUUCACUGAUAAGAAUCAAAGACACAUUCAUUCUAUGUCCGAAAUCGCCUCCUGUUCAUAUGCUGCUCGUAAUGCUGGCGUUAAAAAUGGUAUGCUUCUCGGGAAAGCGAAACAGCUGUGUCCAGAUUUAAUUGUUUUACCGUACGAAUUUGAAGCUUAUGAAACCGUAUCAAAGCUUCUGUACAAUACUAUUGCUCGCUUCACUCGAAAUAUUCAAGCAGUAAGUUGUGAUGAAUUAUAUGCGGAGUGUACAGAAUUGCUCACGAUUUCAAAUGAAAGUGAUUUCAAAACAGAAUUUGUUGACGGCAACUGGGAAUUAGUCUACAAAAUGAUUGAUCCAUUAACUCUGGGAAACUACAUACGAGAGCUGUUAAAAACAACCACUGGUGGGUGCACUGCAUCUAUUGGGUUUGGAACAAGCAAAUUGUUAGCGCGCCUAGCAACAAAGAAGGCUAAGCCCAACGGUCAAACUUUGUUUCUUGGUCAGUCUGGAGGCGAUAUUCAGGCGUUUGAUAACUCAAAAGCAAUAUUGAGCUGGAGAUGGUAUUCUGCUGAUGACGAUUUGCAGCAAAACAGUUCUCAUCCAGAAUGCGAACUGACUGGUGAGGCUUACCAGUGGUUCUGCGACUUGCCAUUGAUUGAAAUCCCAAGCAUAGGUCGGUCUUUGGCAAGUAAAAUUUCUCAAGCAUUCAAUGUGAAAACUUGCGGAGAACUAAUGCUAAAAAUUUCAAAUUGGCAGAUGAAAAGUUUGUUAGGAAAUAAAAUUGGUAAUCGCAUUUUCUUGGCCUGUCACGGCAAGGAUGUGGAUAUCAUGAGAUUUGAGAAAGAGUAUAAAUCUGUAUCGGCAUCGAUGAACUAUGGAAUUCGUUUAAACACGCAAUCUGAAUUGGAAGCUUUAGUGCGUUCAUUGUGCGAAGAGCUCAGUUCACGUAUGGCAAAUGUAGAUACUGGUGGAACUAACCCCGGAUGCCAAGGCAAAUCACUUACUGUUCGAUUGUAUUUACGUCUCCCUAAUGCUCCUGAGCAAACUGCAAAAUUUAUGGGUCAUGGACUGUGCUCGAUAAAGAAUCACACCAUUCAAAUGGCUGAACAUACAGCGAAAGCCACUGUUCUCUAUACUUAUGCACUUAAAGCGAUCCAACGUCUCUGUCUUGAACCACGUGAUUUACGGGGAAUAGGACUUCAUGUUCAUCAAUUGCAAAAUGCAAGGACAAAGACUGGUAAUAUGACAAACCUGAGCCCAAAAAUUAAUCAUAAGCCCAGAGAGGACUGCUGCCAACUGCUAGUUUGCGAUGGUCGUGAGAGUCUACAACCUAGUCUACUGAACAGUGAAGAUGAAUCUCAUCACAAGCUUGACACAACCACACGAGAAAGCAGAAGUAAAUACGGGGAAACUGGACCUUCACAGACUCUAGAGAAAACUCAUUUGGGGCAUUGGAUACAUGAGGAUGAUUCCUCAGAGGCUACUGAAGAAAACUGCAUAACACCAGUGAAGCGAAACAAUGCUUCCGUGAUAUAUAAAGAUUCGGCAACAGAAAGCACACGCAAAGGAGCUCUAAAUGCGGAUAAAAAACCCAAACUAGAAGACCAAGAAAUGGGCUGCAAUUAUGUUCCGACUGCUCUUACGAAUUGUACAAAGGACGAAGGAUCACCAGUUCGUAGUCUUACACGGGUAUUAGAGGAUCCCAGUGGUUUGUUUGUCAACAAAACAUUGUCCGAACUUCAGCAGAUAUUCGCAGAUUGGAUAACAAGUGAAGCAGUGCCUAUAAACGAAGAUAUUCAGAUUCUAACUGAAUAUCUUUUGUCUAUUGCGGAUACGAAUUUGGAACGGAUCCGUUCAGUCCUCAUACUUUUAGACAGACUAAUAACAGAGCUCGCGCAAACAAACGAUAAUUGGAGAAACGCAUACGAAUUGAUGUACAACAUGCUGUUACAAUCAGUCGAAGAAAAGUACAAUGGUUCGAGUCUGAAGUUAAGACUAAUGUGA